AUGCCUCGUCGUGAAGGGUCAGAUAGAAGAGAGCAGGUGGAGAAGUUUGGUUAUUUGGGCGUGGUGAUUAUUGCAGCUGUUCAGGAGGCGGGGUCUCUGGGUCUCGGUUUACAAGUGGCCCAGGUCUUCGCUACUGACCUGGACGAUCCCAAGACGCGGAACGCCAAAGUGAGGUAUUUCAUCGAGAAGAAUGUGAUAGAGGAGAGCUCCGGUCAGGCGCUCUUUGCCGUGGACGAGGCAACGGGUGUACUAACGACCGCCCGCUGCUGCCUGGACAGGGAAAGAGCGCCGCGCUACCGUCUGCAAGUGGUGGCUGCUGACGGGGGAGGCCUGAAGGGCACAGGGACGGUGGUGGUUCGUGUGACGGAUCUGAACGACAACCGGCCUCGCCUGGAGCACCACGUGUGGGAGGCCGCAGUCAACGAGACCAGCGAGGAGGAGUUGCAGGACCUCGCCUCGCUCUCCCUCCUGCGCCUCUCACUCCUCGACCGAGACACCGACAACGACUUCCUCUAUCGGGUGGUGGAGGGCAGCGGAUGGGGGUGGCAGCUGUUCGGAGUGAGGACGGAGGAGGCGGAGGGCCACGUGUUCCCCCUGGCGCCCCUUGACUAUGAGGACCCCAGGCACGCGGCAGGCUUCUCCUUCCUCGUGCAGGUGACCGAUAGGGGCGUGGAGGGCUUCGCCAACCACCUGCACAUAGACUCGGCCCGGGUGAAGCUUGCUUUGCUCAACAUCAACGACAACCCGCCCGUUUUUGCACGCCCGCACGCCCAGCUCACUCUGCGGGAGGACGCCCACCUCGGCACCCUCCUGGCCACCCUACCCGCCCAUGACCCUGAUGAGGGAGGAGGAGGCGUCGUGGAUUAUCGCGUGGAGGGAGGCUGGGGGGCGCUGGGCGUGGAUGAGGGAGGCGGAGUGAGACUUCUACGCCCACUGGACCGAGAGGCUCCUGACGGGGCGAGAACAGAGGCGCUGAUACUGGCUGUGGACCGCGGGACGCCAUCACUCACCUCCACUGCCACCCUCACGCUCAGCGUUCUAGAUGUCAAUGACUGUGCGCCGACCCUCCUGCCGCCCACUGUCUUCCACGUUCCCGAGGGCGCCCCAGCCACCUUCCUGGGCAUCCUGAGGGCCACGGACAGGGAUGUGUGGUCGCUGGGACACGGCCCGCCCUUCUCCUUCUCCCUGGACCUCGCCAACCCGCCACAUGUCAUGGAAAGUGUUGAGCUGCAUCGUGAGUCUGGCGUGGAGGAGGAGGAGCAGGAGGAGAAAGCGGUGACGGGGCGGGGCGGGGCGAGCCUGUGGACGGUGAGGCCGCUGGACAGGGAGAGGCAGAGGCGGCUAGAGGUGCGGGUGGUGGUGUCUGACGCUGGUGGUCGCGCCGCCUCCCACGUGGUGGUAGUCGUGGUGGGCGACGUGAAUGACCACCCCAUGGCGCCCGCCACCAAGACAGUGUACUGGUGGCGCACCCAGGGAGGGAGAUCAGAGGUUGCCUUGGGGCGCGUGCACGUGGCUGACCCCGAUGACUGUGACCUGGCUGACAAGACUUUCCGCUGGGCCAGCCUGCCUCCGCCCGCCCUCUUCUCCCUCAACCCCAACACGGGCGCCCUCUUCGCUUCCCCGCACCUGCAGCCCGGCAUGUACGAGCUCCGCCUCUCCGUCAGUGACCGGGCGUGGGGACAGGCAGGCGUGGAGGCCAAUGUGACUGUGGUGGUGCGCCCUCUCACGCCCAGAAUGCUACGCCACGCCAUCUACCUCACCCUCACCCCGGCUGCCCAUGCCUCCGCCACGCCCACACGCCUGCUGGAGGGAUGGACGCCGCUGAAAAAUGGAGGACUGCUAGGUCGUCUCCUGAAGGCUGUGGAGGAGGUAGUGGUGGAGGAGGACGGGCGGGAGGAGGUCGUCCGGGCAGAAGUCAUCAGUUUAUACGAUCACCCGCCGCCUCCCAGUAUCCCCACCCACAUCCCUCAUCCCCGCCCUCCUCCCUCUGACUUUUCCACCUCCUACCCCCUUCCCCAGCCCGCCCAUGCCCCGCCAGACUGCCAAGGCGACGCGGGAGUGGGCGGAGGGUCAGUGGUGUGGGUGUGCGUGCGAGGGGCGGCGGCGAGAGGCGGGUUCCUACACCCAAACAAAUUAAAGGGUCUUUUGGCGCUGCACAGACACCAGCUUGAGGCAGCCGUGGGACUGAGGGUGGAGGUUGGGUUGGGCGGCUGGGGCGGCGAAGAGUCGGAGACAGCACCCGGGCGGCCCCAGGAAGAAACCACGCCCCCUCACCCCUCACCAGCGGCCUCCCUCACCCCCCUGACCCAUCGCCUGCAGGUAACGGACACAAGUCCCACUGCACUCGUUACGCCGUGCCUCCUGCCCACCCACGCCUGCCGUCGCCCCUCCUACACCACCACCCCCACCUGCAUCCACGUCCCCUGUCUGAACGGCGGCAGGUGUGUCAGACUGCAUGCAGGCUUCAGGUGUGUGUGUCCUGGAGGAACAAAAGGUCCGCGAUGCAAGAGGCUGACUCGAACCUUCAUAGGUGAAGGUUGGCUGUGGUUAGAUCCUCUCCCACCGUGUUCUCCCACAUCCCUCUCCCUGCAUCUGCUCACCACUUCUCCUGAUGUGCACCUUCUCUACUCUGGGCCUCUUGGCAUUCAGCCGUCCAUUCCUCUGGCACUGGCUGAAUCUGCUGCCUUUCAUGUCUCUUCUGAAGCUCCAGUCACUUCCCCACUUACCUUUUCUCAACCUUCUAGUGGCCCUGAUGCCCCCUUGCUCUUGCCACCACCACCACAGUUACAGUUGCAGCUGGUGUCUGGGCAGCCUCGUCUGGACAUAAAAGGCCCAGGUGGGUCCAUUACUCUACAGCUCAAUGCAACGCUCCAUGAUGGUGUUUGGCACACACUACACCUGCAUCUGGAUGAUCAGGGUGUGGACUUGAUGGUGGACCUGUGUAGGCAUGGCUGGACCAAUGACACCUCCGACGACUCUCACUGCCGGGUGCGGAGGACGUGGCAGAGGCAGGCUGGCACAGAGGCAUGGGCAGGAGGAUGGCUUCUCCAAUUGGGUGGCAUGGCAUGGAGAGGGAAUGCAAGUGUGGGUCACUCCCCUCACCCACAUGCCCGGCCACUCAGGGGCUGCCUCUCCCAUGUCACAGUGAACGGUCAGGUGAUGGACCUGGGGGAGCCACCCCACCACCACCGCACUGCUACUGGCUGCCGACCACAGCAGGCUGCAUGCCCUGGUGGCUGUGGGCUGCACGGUCACUGUGUGGGCGGCUUGCAUCAGCCCACUUGUCGCUGCGCAGCAGGGUGGGUGGGAACAACUUGCCUUGUGCCCACUUGGCCUGCCACACUUGGUCCUGCCUCAUUCAUGAAGCUGUCCCUCUCCUUCACACCAGUGCCCCAUGAAGUAACCUUCUCUGUGCAGGUCAAGGCUAAUGGUGCACCCACUGGCCUGUUGCUGUGGCUCGCUGGCCAGCCACCCUCCCUCGCCCUCACCUUCCAUCUCCAUGCUGGUGUGCCAUGUGUGACUCUGGCGGGUGAAGGCUGGAGGCCAAGCGACAGCAACCACCAGGAGGGAGUGUGGGAGGCGUGUGUGGGAGACAGACCGCUGGGGGACAACACGUGGCACCAGGUAUCUGGUGGGCGGCGGGGACACAGCCUCCUGCUGAUGGUGGAUGAUGGCAUCAGUGAAGACUCCAGGAAUGAGAGUGUGAUGUUCCACCCUCUGCCACCACUCCAUGUGGAUCCCUUCAAUGGUGUGGUGGUGGGUGGCUUUCCUGAGCUGAUGGGCAUGGAAGUGCUGCAGGUACAACACGAUUUGCAUCAUGUGUGCCUGGAUGACCUACGGAUCAGUGGGAGGUCAGUACCACUGCCGCCAGCCACUCACACCACACCCUGGGGUCAGGUCACUGCCUUUCAGGGCUUCAGGGCUGAGUGCCAUCUCCCCAACCCCUGCCUGAACACAACCUGUCCUCCACCCUUCACCUGCAUCCCAGUGUGGGGCCAUCCAAGCUGCAGCUGCGGCCCAGGGAGAGAGCCAGCCGACCAAGGGUGUCAGGACAUUAAUGAGUGUGUAUGGGGUCCUUGCCUUAAUGCUGGCACCUGCAUAGAGCAACCCACCUCGUACACAUGUCUCUGUGGGCCAGGACACUAUGGGGAGAACUGCCAGUGGUCCAAAGUCAAAGUUGAGAGCAUCUCCCCACUUGUCUUGGUAGUCACAGCUGCUGCCAUCACCAUCUUAGUGCUGGUGGUGUUUGGUAUUAUUGGAGUAAUGUUGAAACAUUGGCAUUGCCUUACACAACAACAGGAGGAAGAAGAGGAGAUGGAGGAGGAGGAAAAGGAAGACAGACCAGCAGGAAUUUUUGUCGACCUACACUGGAAGAAGGACAGGAAACAGAGAACAGAAAGGCCACCAGUGGAGGAACACUACUGGUGGAGGAGGAAAAGAAAGUACAAAGCUCAUCCCAUUCUUCUGUCUCUCCAGUCACAGUAUCCACCACCACCACCACCACCUCCUCCACCUCCGCCUCCUCCAUUGCAAGUUCAUCCACAUUGUCAGUUUGAGGAUAAAUCAUCAUCCUCAGAUGCAAAAGGCGAGAUGGUCCGAGGGAGGUCGCUGCGGCCGGGUAUCCUAGAGGCCAUUGAUCUCCUGAGGAAUCUUCCCAGCAAGACCAGAGAGAGACCAGAGGAACGAAGAACCAAACAUCCUCCCAAGACUUGUAUCCCGGAAGAUAGCAUCCAGGGAGCUCCGGCUGCAGCAAUCCUGGAAGACUUGACAUGAUUAAUAAAAGUGAUGUGAAGAAAUUAAAUUUAUAAUAACCAGAAAAUACUUAAGAUUUGUACAGCUUAAUGAUUGUUUUUUUUUCCCCAUUAGUUGUCAAUGCCUUUGAUGUUGUAAAAUGUAACGUUUUUAUGUCAAGCACAAAUCUGCAGGUCUUGGCAUCAACAGUUUUUGUUUUCUCCAUGAAUCAUAAAAUCUGUAACCAAACAAUGUAAAAGAAAGCUGUGAGAAAUGUUAAAAGUUUGGGCUGCAAUAUAUUGCAUUAACACAGAAAAUGAAGAAAAUGAAAAAAUUCUUGAGAAAGAUCUUUACAUGAAUUUUCAGUUAUCAAGAGUCUUUGAAACCUAUUGUGUGUGUGUGUAAUACAUAUUAAGUGCCUUAUUGUACACUGUUUUAUACAAAAAAGUUAAUAAAGAAACUGAAUACAAUAA
Molecule: messenger RNA, 5204 nt
Organism: Scylla paramamosain (green mud crab)
Lineage: Eukaryota; Metazoa; Arthropoda; Malacostraca; Decapoda; Portunidae
Product: putative neural-cadherin 2
Exons: 21
Coding region: 1-4773 (1590 amino acids)
Biological process (GO): homophilic cell-cell adhesion
Cellular component (GO): plasma membrane
Molecular function (GO): calcium ion binding
Source: RefSeq, a predicted model, not a curated record